AUGUCAUUUUUAAGUCAAUCUUGUUUGUUGGAGGAAAAAGAUAUUCGUAGAACUAGUAAAGAUUUUACAGAUGACGUAUCCAAGGCAGUCAAGUAUUUUCUGCCGACAGAAAUUGCUGUUCAUAAUACAGACAUUGAUUGCUGGAUUUCGUAUCAUGACGUGGUGUAUGAUUUGACUGAUCUUUGUAAAAUUUGGGCUAAUAAAAGGGAGAUCAAACCAAUAUUAGCUUAUGCUGGUAAAGAUAUAAGUCAUUGGUUUGAUCACGAAAAAAACGACAUUAAACAUUACAUACAUCCUGUUACGGGAGUAUUGGUACCAUACUGUCCUCAUGGUCCGAUUCCGGAUGUAAUACCUUCCGUAGUACCUUGCAGUACUUGGCGACCGUUAGAUAAAUGUCCUUGGUGGCUCGAUGAAAAGUAUAAAAAAGGAUACUUAACCAAAAAUGCACGUCCAUGUAGAAUUUUAAAUGUCCUCGUCGGAGUGCAAGUUAUUAUAAUGGUCUGUGAGGAAGAUUCCAUUAGGCGUAUUCAAGAACGUGCUCUUAUUUAUAACGAAAAUGGAAAGUCUUAUACGUGGAAGUUUGAAGGGAAGGAUUUGAAUAUCGAUUUAACUUUGACGGAAAAUGGUAUUCCAGAUGAACGGGAUCGUUUUGCCGCUUGCGGCCUCCCCGAAGAUUAUUAUAUUCCAUGUCUCAUGUGUUACUACAAUGAAAAAUCUAAUAAUAAUACAGAUGAAUAG
Molecule: messenger RNA, 738 nt
Organism: Bombus pyrosoma
Lineage: Eukaryota; Metazoa; Arthropoda; Insecta; Hymenoptera; Apidae
Product: cytochrome b5 domain-containing protein 1
Exons: 2
Coding region: 1-738 (245 amino acids)
Source: RefSeq, a predicted model, not a curated record